AUGAGGUGCAAGCGGCACCCGUACGAGUGCGGGCCCGGCGUGUGCGCGUCCUGCCUCCGCGACCGCCUGCUCGCGCUCGCCGCCGCGCUCAACGAAGCGUCCUCGCUGCCGCCGCCCACCCCCUUGGAGCCGGUCCCGCUCUUCCCGAGGUCGGUGUCGCCGUACGUGUGCCCCCGGAAGUCCGACGCGUCCAGGCCGUGGAGCCGGCAACCGUCAAGCCGCCUCUUCUUCCGGACGCCUCAGGUAGAGCCCGCCUACGGCGGCGGACUCGGCUUCGAGGAAGGCGACAUCGGAUUCCAGAUCAAGCGGCGCCGCCGCGGCAAGCUCUCGGCCCUCGCCGCGCUCUUCGGCCACCACCACGGAUCGGAGGAGAAGGGUGGCGGCGACAGGGAACGGAAGCACGGAUCUUGGCUCGCGGGGAUCAUGCCGCGCGGGCGCCGGAAGAAGGAGCCGGCCGUCACCGCGUCGCCGCUCUCCCCGCGGCGGCGCGGGUCCUCCCGCGCGAUCAGCAACCGGGGGCUCUCGCCAGUGAGGUGGUCCUACGACGAGAGCGAGGAGAGCAGCUCGGUGGCGGACUCGCCGUGGCGCCCGUCGCCGAUGCGGAAGACCCCCUUCCAUCGCCUCAUGGGAGGACGCGCCGGGGCCGGCGUGUCGGGCUUCGCCGUGUGCAUCAGCCCGCUCGUUCGGCCCACCCCAGGACGGCACCACCGCGGAGGCCACCCGCCGGACGCGCCCGCCAUGUCCGGGGAGCUCCGGCCGUCGCCGCUCCACCAGCCACCCUCCGGCUCGUCCCUCCACCACUGCCGCUCCUGGAAGCUCGCCGACGGCGGCCGCUUCCGGUGA
Lolium rigidum is the source of this 843-nucleotide messenger RNA. RefSeq lists its product as uncharacterized. The record is from RefSeq and is a predicted model, not a curated record. Lineage: Eukaryota; Viridiplantae; Streptophyta; Magnoliopsida; Poales; Poaceae. Bases 1 to 843 code for a protein of 280 amino acids. The transcript has a single exon.